UUAAAAUGACAUUAGAAAAGAAAUAUUAAAUCCGCUACCCUAAUCUGCCACCAAAAUAUUUAUACAAGUAAAAGCUUAUCACAUGAUCUCUUACAGGUAUAACAAGGCAAGAUAGAACAGGCACAUUUUGCUAUCGCCAUGCUGGAUUAGAUAAGAUCUGACUAUGGAUCAUGAACUCUGCGCACAGGACGCCUUACGAUGCAAACUAUGUGGUGUUACCGGUGUCCUCCUGUACUGUGAUCUUUGUCAGGAACAUAUGUGCAAAUUAUGCGUGGGGGAACACAUUUCCGACGAGUCCAAAGAUCACAAAGUGGUGCCGUUCAAAAAGCGAGGAUGUACUUUGAAGUGUCAAAAACAUUGUUUUAAAAUAUGUGACCUAUAUUGUGAACAAUGUGACAUUCCUAUCUGCACACUUUGUGUUUCAGCUAAAGAACAUAAAACGCAUGAUGUAGUAGAUAUUUUGAACAGGUUAGAAAGCAAAAAACAUGAGUUAGAGAAAGAUCUGGAUGAACUAGAGAAAUUCAUUUAUCCGACGUAUCAGAAGAUUUCAUCCACCCUCGCAGCUCAAAAAGCUGAUCUUAAAGAACACUCCCAAAAAUUAACAAUAACAAUUGACAGACAUGGCGAAGACUUGCACAGAGAAAUAGACCUCAAAAAACAAUUUAUGAAAUCGGAUCUUGAAGAAAUGAAUUCGAAAUACUUAAGGGUUCUUACUAACCAGGAAGAUGAAAUCCAGCGCACUAUUUCUGAAAUUACACAAAAAAUUGCUGAUUUAAAGAAAGUGGUAAACACAAAUGAUGUCAGCCUCUUCUCUGCCUACAAAUCAAGGAAUGAGGAAUUCGGAAGAUUUCCUCCUAAACUGUCGGCUACCUUACCACGCUUCACUCCUCAGAAAAUUAACAAAGAAGAGAUCUAUUCACUGAUGGGAUCUCUAUCAGCGUUAACUAUCGCAGAAGAAGAAUAUGAUUACACGUCUAAUUCUCCAGGUUCGGAGUCCUUUUCAACAAACAAACCGCUAAUUGAUGAACCAAGAAUCAUUACCGACAAUAAGACCGAGUAUGGAGGCUCAAAUGGACUUCGUAGCGUGUCAUGUCUGAAUGAUGAAAAUAUAUGGACUUGUGGCUGUGACAAAAUCAUGAGACUCCUUAACCUCAAAGGAGAGAUUGUGAAGUCCAUCCAAACUAAGUCCGGGAAUGAUCCAAAGGACAUAGCAGUGACCAGCGCUCGGGAUCUUGUUUAUAUUGAUUACCACGAUAAAACGGUGAACAUAAUGAAGGAUGCACAAAUACAAGAGCAUAUCAGACUAGCAGGAUGGUCGCCUCUCUCUGUCUGCAGUAGCCCCUCUGGUGACAUACUGGUUAUUAUGCGUAGUGACGAUAAAACACAAGCGAGAAGUGUUCGUUACUCUGGGUCUACAGAAAGACAGAUAGUCCAAUUCAAUGACAAUGGGGAGCCUCUAUACUCAUCUGGUUACAUCAAGUAUAUCAAAGAAAACAAGAAUCUAGACAUCUGUGUGUCUGACCAAGAAGCUGGCGCAGUAGUGGUGGUCAAUGAAAUCGGGAAACUCCGGUUUACAUACACUGGUCCUAUCUCUGGCAACAAGAAAUCAUUUACUCCAGUUGGUCUUUCUACAGACAGCCAGAGUCGGAUCCUGAUAGGGGACGGUGACAACCACUGUAUUCACAUUCUUGAUCAGGACGGACAGUUUUUCCGCUCCAUUGACAACUGUCAUUUGCACGCUAUCUGGGGGUUGUGUGUGGGACCUAAGGGCACCGUCUUUGUAGCUGAGUUUCGCUCUGGUAAAAUCAAAGAAAUCCAGUAUUGUGUGUAAACCCAGAUAUGACGUUAUCAUUUGUUUGCUCUUAUUUUAAUGUAUUAGAUUUGAAUGAUAUUAAAGACAUUGAAAGUAUA
Molecule: messenger RNA, 1911 nt
Organism: Magallana angulata
Lineage: Eukaryota; Metazoa; Mollusca; Bivalvia; Ostreida; Ostreidae
Exons: 2
Coding region: 164-1831 (555 amino acids)
Biological process (GO): positive regulation of DNA-templated transcription
Cellular component (GO): chromatin; nucleoplasm
Molecular function (GO): ubiquitin-protein transferase activity; protein binding; zinc ion binding
Source: RefSeq, a predicted model, not a curated record